AUGUGGGCGGGGCUGCCCUUGGCACAAGCCAUUUCUUGUGAAGUCGAGCUUCGAGUAAGCCAACCUCAGCCGCAAAAUCUGUCCAAUGCAUCUUGGGGACUGGCGCGGCUGUCAGCUGGUGAUAGGCCGAGCUUCACAGCCAUUGGCAGGAUGGUCCAGCUGAAAAUUUCUGAGCUUGACCCGCAAGGUUUGGCAAACACAACCUGGACUCUUGCCAAGAUUCUGUUCCGCGGCAGCGAGCUUCCUGAUGCAGCAUGCUCGGCUUGCAUGCGCAAGUUGCAGCAAUCCGAGCCACAGAGCCUCGCAAACAUCGCCUGGCCUCGGGCCACCCUCCACAUGAUGGGUCGGCCGCCGACCUUGGCCACAGCAGGGCGUGCGUCAGACCAGGUCUGGGAAUGCAGACCGCUGUCCCUGACAAACCUGGUUUGGUCCCUUGCGGUGCUCCAGCCUGGCGGCCAAAUGAUCCUGGCGUCGAUGUGCUGCAGAGCGGCCACGCUGGCGCGCGAGCACAACCCGCAGCAGGUUGCUAACACUGUGUGGGCCUUUGGCAAGCUGGGCUUUGAGGAGAUGGCGAUGAUGGACUCAAUGUUCAGGCAGGCGCUUAUCACCCUUUCAGAGUUUGAUAGCCAGAAGCUGACCAAUGCAGCCUGA
Messenger RNA from Effrenium voratum, 651 nucleotides. NCBI's taxonomy places the organism in Eukaryota, Dinophyceae, Suessiales, Symbiodiniaceae. The record is from the annotation of a GenBank genome assembly.